Molecule: messenger RNA, 9160 nt
Organism: Pan troglodytes (chimpanzee)
Lineage: Eukaryota; Metazoa; Chordata; Mammalia; Primates; Hominidae
Gene: PCDH11X
Product: protocadherin 11 X-linked
Exons: 11
Coding region: 729-4859 (1376 amino acids)
Biological process (GO): homophilic cell-cell adhesion
Cellular component (GO): plasma membrane
Molecular function (GO): calcium ion binding
Source: RefSeq, a predicted model, not a curated record
CCCGGACACUGGUUCACUUCUCUCCCAACGCGUUCCCCUGGUUCACCCCCCUUCCUUCCCCUUUCUCCCCCUCUGUUAAGUCCCUCCCCCUCGCCAUUCAAAAGGGCUGGCUCGGCACUGGCUCCUUGCAGUCGGCGAACUGUCGGGGCGGGAGGAGCCGUGAGCAGUAGCUGCACUCAGCUGCCCGCGCGGCAAAGAGGGAGGCAAGCCAAACAGAGUGCGCAGAGUGGCAGUGCCAGCGGCGACACAGGCAGCACAGGCAGCCCGGGCUGCCUGAAUAGCCUCAGAAACAACCUCAACGACUCCGGCUGCUCUGCGGACUGCGAGCUGUGGCGGUAGAGCCCGCUACAGCAGUCGCAGUCUCCGUGGAGCGGGCGGAAGCCUUUUUUCUCCCUUUCGUUUACCUCUUCAUUCUACUCUAAAGGCAUCGUUAUUAGAGGGUGCUUAAAAAGUACAGAUCAACUGGAUGGAUGAAUGGAUGGAAGAGGAUGGAAUAUCUUAACAAAACACAUUUUCCUUAAGUAAAUUCAUGCAUACUCCAAAUUAAAUACAGAAUGUGAAGUAUCUCUGAACUGUGCUGUUGAAUAUGGUAGCUACUAGCUACAUGAAAAUCCUGUUGUGAAUAAGAAGGAUUCCACAGAUCACAUACCAGAGAGGUUUUGCCUCAGCUGCUCUCAACUUUGUAAUCUUGUGAAGAAGCUGACAAGCUUGGCUGAUUGCAGAGCACUAUGAGGACUGAACGACAGUGGGUUUUAAUUCAGAUAUUUCAAGUGUUGUGCGGGUUAAUACAACAAACUGUAACAAGUGUACCUGGUAUGGACUUGUUGUCCGGGACGUACAUUUUCGCGGUCCUGCUAGCAUGCGUGGUGUUCCACUCUGGCGCCCAGGAGAAAAACUACACCAUCCGAGAAGAAAUGCCAGAAAACGUCCUGAUAGGCGACUUGUUGAAAGACCUUAACUUGUCGCUGAUUCCAAACAAGUCCUUGACAACUGCUAUGCAGUUCAAGCUAGUGUACAAGACCGGAGAUGUGCCACUGAUUCGAAUUGAAGAGGAUACUGGUGAGAUCUUCACUACUGGCGCUCGCAUUGAUCGUGAGAAAUUAUGUGCUGGUAUCCCAAGGGAUGAGCAUUGCUUUUAUGAAGUGGAGGUUGCCAUUUUGCCGGAUGAAAUAUUUAGACUGGUUAAGAUACGUUUUCUGAUAGAAGAUAUAAAUGAUAAUGCACCAUUGUUCCCAGCAACAGUUAUCAACAUAUCAAUUCCAGAGAACUCGGCUAUAAACUCUAAAUAUACUCUCCCAGCGGCUGUUGAUCCUGACGUAGGAACAAACGGAGUUCAAAACUACGAACUAAUUAAGAGUCAAAACAUUUUUGGCCUCGAUGUCAUUGAAACACCAGAAGGAGACAAGAUGCCACAACUGAUUGUUCAAAAGGAGUUAGAUAGGGAAGAGAAGGAUACCUACGUGAUGAAAGUAAAGGUUGAAGAUGGUGGCUUUCCUCAAAGAUCCAGUACUGCUAUUUUGCAAGUAAGUGUUACUGAUACAAAUGACAACCACCCAGUCUUUAAGGAGACAGAGAUUGAAGUCAGUAUACCAGAAAAUGCUCCUGUAGGCACUUCAGUGACACAGCUCCAUGCCACAGAUGCUGACAUAGGUGAAAAUGCCAAGAUCCACUUCUCUUUCAGCAAUCUAGUCUCCAACAUUGCCAGGAGAUUAUUUCACCUCAAUGCCACCACUGGACUUAUCACAAUCAAAGAACCACUGGAUAGGGAAGAAACACCAAACCACAAGUUACUGGUUUUGGCAAGUGAUGGUGGAUUGAUGCCAGCAAGAGCAAUGGUGCUGGUAAAUGUUACAGAUGUUAAUGAUAAUGUCCCAUCCAUUGACAUAAGAUACAUCGUCAAUCCUGUCAAUGACACAGUUGUUCUUUCAGAAAAUAUUCCACUCAACACCAAAAUUGCUCUCAUAACUGUGACGGAUAAGGAUGCGGACCAUAAUGGCAGGGUGACAUGCUUCACAGAUCAUGAAAUCCCUUUCAGAUUAAGGCCAGUAUUCAGUAAUCAGUUCCUCCUGGAGACUGCAGCAUAUCUUGACUAUGAGUCCACAAAAGAAUAUGCCAUUAAAUUACUGGCUGCAGAUGCUGGCAAACCUCCUUUGAAUCAGUCAGCAAUGCUCUUCAUCAAAGUGAAAGAUGAAAAUGACAAUGCUCCAGUUUUCACCCAGUCUUUCGUAACUGUUUCUAUUCCUGAGAAUAACUCUCCUGGCAUCCAGUUGACGAAAGUAAGUGCAACGGAUGCAGACAGUGGGCCUAAUGCUGAGAUCAAUUACCUGCUAGGCCCUGAUGCUCCACCUGAAUUCAGCCUGGAUCGUCGUACAGGCAUGCUGACUGUAGUGAAGAAACUAGAUAGAGAAAAAGAGGAUAAAUAUUUAUUCACAAUUCUGGCAAAAGAUAACGGGGUACCACCCUUAACCAGCAAUGUCACAGUCUUUGUAAGCAUUAUUGAUCAGAAUGACAAUAGCCCAGUUUUCACUCACAAUGAAUACAACUUCUAUGUCCCAGAAAACCUUCCAAGGCAUGGUACAGUAGGACUAAUCACUGUAACUGAUCCUGAUUAUGGAGACAAUUCUGCAGUUACGCUCUCCAUUUUAGAUGAGAAUGAUGACUUCACCAUUGAUUCACAAACUGGUGUCAUCCGACCAAAUAUUUCAUUUGAUAGAGAAAAACAAGAAUCUUACACUUUCUAUGUAAAGGCUGAGGAUGGUGGUAGAGUAUCACGUUCUUCAAGUGCCAAAGUAACCAUAAAUGUGGUUGAUGUCAAUGACAACAAACCAGUUUUCAUUGUCCCUCCUUCCAACUAUUCUUAUGAAUUGGUUCUACCGUCCACUAAUCCAGGCACAGUGGUCUUUCAGGUAAUGGCUGUUGACAAUGACACUGGCAUGAAUGCAGAGGUUCGUUACAGCAUUGUAGGAGGAAACACAAGAGAUCUGUUUGCAAUCGACCAAGAAACAGGCAACAUAACAUUGAUGGAGAAAUGUGAUGUUACAGACCUUGGUUUACACAGAGUGUUGGUCAAAGCUAAUGACUUAGGACAGCCUGAUUCUCUCUUCAGUGUUGUAAUUGUCAAUCUGUUCGUGAAUGAGUCGGUGACCAAUGCUACACUGAUUAAUGAACUGGUGCGCAAAAGCACUGAAGCACCAGUGACCCCAAAUACUGAGAUAGCUGAUGUAUCCUCACCAACUAGUGACUAUGUCAAGAUCCUGGUUGCAGCUGUUGCUGGCACCAUAACUGUCGUUGUAGUUAUUUUCAUCACUGCUGUAGUAAGAUGUCGCCAGGCACCACACCUUAAGGCUGCUCAGAAAAACAAGCAGAAUUCUGAAUGGGCUACCCCAAACCCAGAAAACAGGCAGAUGAUAAUGAUGAAGAAAAGGAAAAAGAAGAAGAAGCAUUCCCCUAAGAACCUGCUGCUUAAUUUUGUCACUAUUGAAGAAACUAAGGCAGAUGAUGUUGACAGUGAUGGAAACAGAGUCACACUAGACCUUCCUAUUGAUCUAGAAGAGCAAACAAUGGGAAAGUACAAUUGGGUAACUACACCUACUACUUUCAAGCCCGACAGCCCUGAUUUGGCCCGACACUACAAAUCUGCCUCUCCACAGCCUGCCUUCCAAAUUCAGCCUGAAACUCCCCUGAAUUCGAAGCACCACAUCAUCCAAGAACUGCCUCUCGAUAACACCUUUGUGGCCUGUGACUCUAUCUCCAAGUGUUCCUCAAGCAGUUCAGAUCCCUACAGCGUUUCUGACUGUGGCUAUCCAGUGACGACCUUCGAGGUACCUGUGUCCGUACACACCAGACCGCCAAUGAAGGAGGUUGUGCGAUCUUGCACCCCCAUGAAAGAGUCUACAACUAUGGAGAUCUGGAUUCAUCCCCAACCACAGCGGAAAUCCGAAGGGAAAGUGGCAGGAAAGUCCCAGCGGCGUGUCACAUUUCACCUGCCAGAAGGCUCUCAGGAAAGCAGCAGUGAUGGUGGACUGGGAGACCAUGAUGCAGGCAGCCUUACCAGCACAUCCCAUGGCCUGCCCCUUGGCUAUCCUCAGGAGGAGUACUUUGAUCGUGCUACACCCAGCAAUCGCACUGAAGGGGAUGGCAACUCCGAUCCUGAAUCUACUUUCAUACCUGGACUAAAGAAAGCUGCAGAAAUAACUGUUCAACCAACUGUGGAAGAGGCCUCUGACAACUGCACUCAAGAAUGUCUCAUCUAUGGCCAUUCUGAUGCCUGCUGGAUGCCGGCAUCUCUGGAUCAUUCCAGCUCUUCGCAAGCACAGGCCUCUGCUCUAUGCCACAGCCCACCACUGUCACAGGCCUCUACUCAGCACCACAGCCCACCAGUGACACAGACCAUUGCUCUCUGCCACAGCCCUCCAGUGACACAGACCAUCGCAUUGUGCCACAGCCCACCACCGAUACAGGUGUCUGCUCUCCACCACAGUCCUCCUCUAGUGCAGGCUACUGCACUUCACCACAGCCCACCAUCAGCACAGGCCUCAGCCCUCUGCUACAGCCCUCCUUUAGCACAGGCUGCUGCAAUCAGCCACAGCUCUCCUCUGCCACAGGUUAUUGCCCUCCAUCGUAGUCAGGCCCAAUCAUCAGUCAGUUUGCAGCAAGGUUGGGUGCAAGGUGCUGAUGGACUAUGCUCUGUUGAUCAGGGAGUGCAAGGUAGUGCAACAUCUCAGUUUUACACCAUGUCUGAAAGACUUCAUCCCAGUGAUGAUUCAAUUAAAGUCAUUCCUUUGACAACCUUCACUCCACGCCAACAGGCCAGACCAUCCAGAGGUGAUUCCCCCGUUAUGGAAGAACAUCCCUUGUAAAGCUAAAAUAGUUACUUCAAAUUUUCAGAAAAGAUGUAUAUAGUCAAAAUUUAAGAUACAAUUCCAAUGAGUAUUCUGAUUAUCAGAUUUGUAAAUAACUGUGUAAAUAGAAACAGAUACCAGAAUAAAUCUACAGCUAGACCCUUAGUCAAUAGUUAACCAAAAAAUUGCAUUUUGUUUAAUUCAGAAUGUGUAUUUAAAAAGAAAAGGAAUUUAACAAUUUGCAUCCCCUUGUACAGUAAGGCUUAUCAUGACAGAGUGUACUAUUUCUGAUGUACAGUAUUUUUUGUUGUUUUUAUCAUCAUGUGCAAUAUUACUGAUUUGUUUCCAUGCUGAUUGUGUGGAACCAGUAUGUAGCAAAUGGAAAGCCUAGAAAUAUCUUAUUUUCUAAGUUUACUUUUAGUUUACCUAAACUUUUGUUCAGAUAACGUUAAAAGGUAUACGUACUGUAGCCUUUUUUUGGGCUUUCUUUUUGAUUUUUGUUUGUUGUUUUCAGUUUUUUUGUUGUUGUUAGUGAGUCUCCCUUCAAAAUACACAGUAGGUAGUGUAAAUACUGCUUGUUUGUGUCUCUCUGCUUUCAUGUUUUCUACCUUAUUCCAAUACUAUAUUGUUGAUAAAAUUUGUAUAUACAUUUUCAAUAAAGAAUAUGUAUAAACUGUACAGAUCUAGAACUACAACCUAUUUCUCUACUCUUUAGUAGAGUUCGAGACACAGAAGUGCAAUAACUGCCCUAAUUAAGCAACUAUUUGUUAAAACGGGCCUCUUUUUACUUUAAUAGUUUAGUGUAAAGUACAUCAGAAAUAAAACUGUAUCAUCUGCCAUUUUAAGCCUGUAGUCCAUUAUUACUUGGGUCUUUACUUCUGGGAAUUUGUAUGUAACAGCCUAGAAAAUUAAAAGGAGGUGGAUGCAUCCAACGCACGAGUCACUUAAAAUAUCGACGGUAAACUACUAUUUUGUAGAGAAACUCAGGAAGAUUUAAAUGUUGAUUUGACAGCUCAAUAGGCUGUUACCAAAGGGUGUUCAGUAAAAAUAACAAAUACAUGUAACUGUAGAUAAAACCAUAUGCUAAAUCUAUAAGACUAAGGGAUUUUUGUUAUUCUAGCUCAACUUACUGAAGAAAACCACUAAUAACAACAAGAAUAUCAGGAAGGAACUUUUCAAGAAAUGUAAUUAUAAAUCUACAUCAAACAGAAUUUUAAGGAAAAAUGCAGAGGGAGAAAUAAGGCACAUGACUGCUUCUUGCAGUCAACAAGAAAUACCAAUAACACACACAGAACAAAACCCAUCAAAAUCUCAUAUAUGAAAUAAAAUAUAUUCUUCUAAGCAAAGAAACAGUACUAUUCAUAGAAAACAUUAAUUUUCUUCUGUUGUCUGUUAUUUCCUUCUUUUAUCCUCUUAACUGGCCAUUAUCUUGUAUGUGCACAUUUUAUAAAUAUACAGAAACAUCACCAACUUAAUUUUCUUCCAUAGCAAAACUGAGAAAAUACCUUGUUUCAGUAUAACACUAAACCAAGAGACAAUUGAUGUUUAAUGGGGGCGGUUGGGGUUGGGGGGGGGAGUCAAUAUCUCCUAUUGAUUAACUUAGACAUAGAUUUUGUAAUGUAUAACUUGAUAUUUAAUUUAUGAUUAAACUGUGUGUAAAUUUUGUAACAUAAACUGUGGUAAUUGCAUAAUUUCAUGGGUGAGGAUUUCCACUGAAUAUUGAGAAAGUUUCUUUUCAUGUGCCCAGCAGGUUAAGUAGCGUUUACAGAAUAUAUAUUAUUCCCAUCCAUUGUAAAGUUCCUUAAGUCAUAUUUGACUGGGCGUGCAGAAUAACUUCUUAACUUUUAACUAUCAGAGUUUGAUUAAUAAAAUUAAUUAAUCUUUUUUCUCCUUCGUGUUGUUAAUGUUCCAAGGGAUUUGGAGCAUACUGGUUUUCCAGGUGCAUGUGAAUCCCGAAGGACUGAUGAUAUUUGAAUGUUUAUUAAAUUAUUAUCAUACAAAUGUGUUGAUAUUGUGGCUAUUGUUGUUGAUGUUGAAAAUUUUAAACUUGGGGAAGAUUAAGAAAAGAACCAAUAGUGACAAAAAUCAGUGCUUCUAGUAGAUUUUAGAACAUUCUUUGCCUCAAAAAACCUGCAAAGAUGAUGUGAGAUUUUUUUCUUGUGUUUUAAUUAUUUUCACAUUUUCUCUCUGCAAACCUUUAGUUUUCUGAUGAUCUGCACACACACAUACACACACACACACACACACACGUGCACACACACACAUUUAAAGGAUAUAAAAAGAAGAGGUUGAAAGAUUAUUAAAUAACUUAUCAGGCAUCUCAAUGGUUACUAUCUAUGUUAGUGAAAAUCAAAUAGGACUCAAAGUUGGAUAUUUGGGAUUUUUCUUCUGACAGUAUAAUUUAUUGAGUUACUAGGGAGGUUCUUAAAUCCUCAUAUCUGGAAACUUGUGACGUUUUGACACCUUUCCUAUAGAUAUAGGAAUGAACCAAUACGCUUUUAUUACCCUUUCUAACUCUGAUUUUAUAAUCAGACUUAGAUUGUGUUUAGAAUAUUAAAUGACUGGGCACCCUCUUCUUGGUUUUUACCAGAGAGGCUUUGAAUGGAAGCAGGCUGAGAGUAGCCAAAGAGGCAAGGGGUAUUAGCCCAGUUAUUCUCCCCUAUGCCUUCUCUUUCUAAGCUUCCACUAGGUCUGGCCUUGGAAACCUGUUACUUCUAGGGCUUCAGAUCUGAUGAUAUCUUUUUCAUCACAUUACAAGUUAUUUCUUUGACUGAAUAGACAGUGGUAUAGGUUGACACAGCACACAAGUGGCUAUUGUGAUGUAUGAUGUAUGUAGUCCUACAACUGCAAAACGUCUUACUGAACCAACAAUCAAAAAAUGGUUCUGUUUUAAAAAGGAUUUUGUUUGAUUUGAAAUUAAAACUUCAAACUGAAUGACUUAUAUGAGAAUAAUACGUUCAAUCAAAGUAGUUAUUCUAUUUUGUGUCCAUAUUCAAUUAGAUUGUGAUUAUUAAUUUUCUAGCUAUGGUAUUACUAUAUCACACUUGUGAGUAUGUAUUCAAAUACUAAGUAUCUUAUAUGCUACGUGCAUACACAUUCUUUUCUUAAACUUUACCUGUGUUUUAACUAAUAUUGUGUCAGUGUAUUAAAAAUUAGCUUUUACAUAUGAUAUCUACAAUGUAAUAAAUUUAGAGAGUAAUUUUGUGUAUUCUUAUUUACUUAACAUUUUACUUUUAAUUAUGUAAAUUUGGUUAGAAAAUAAUAAUAAAUGGUUAGUGCUAUUGUGUAAUGGUAGCAGUUACAAAGAGCCUCUGCCUUCCCAAACUAAUAUUUAUCACACAUGGUCAUUAAAUGGGAAAAAAAUAGACUAAACAAAUCACAAAUUGUUCAGUUCUUAAAAUGUAAUUAUGUCACACACACAAAAAAUCCUUUUCAAUCCUGAGAAAAUUAAAGGCGUUUUACUCACAUGGAUAUUUCAACAUUAGGUUUUUUUGUUUUUGUUUCUUUUUCAUGGUAUUACUGAAGGUGUGUAUACUCCCUAAUACACAUUUAUGAAAAUCUACUUGUUUAGGCUUUUAUUUAUACUCUUCUGAUUUAUAUUUUUUAUUAUAAUUAUUAUUUCUUAUCUUUCUUCUUUUAUAUUUUUUGGAAACCAAAUUUAUAGUUAGUUUAGGUAAACUUUUUAUUAUGACCAUUAGAAACUAUUUUGAAUGUUUCCAACUGGCUCAAUUGGCCGGGAAAACAUGGGAGCAGGAGAAGCUGAAAUAUAUUUCUGCAAGAACCUUUCUAUAUUAUGUGCCAAUUACCACACCAGAUCAAUUUUAUGCAGAGGCCUUAAAAUAUUCUUUCACAGUAGCUUUCUUACACUAACCGUCAUGUGCUUUUAGUAAAUAUGAUUUUUAAAAGCAGUUCAAGUUGACAACAGCAGAAACAGUAAAAAAAAUCUGCUCAGAAAAAUGUAUGUGCACAAAUAAAAAAAAUUAAUGACAAUUGUUUAGUGAUUGUAAGUGAUACUUUUUAAAGAGUAAACUGUGUGAAAUUUAUACUAUCCCUGCUUAAAAUAUUAAGAUUUUUAUGAAAUAUGUAUUUAUGUUUGUAUUGUGGGAAGAUUCCUCCUCUGUGAUAUCAUACAGCAUCUGAAAGUGAAUAGCAUCCCAAAGCAGUUCCAACCAUGCUUUGGAAGUAAGAAGGUUGACUAUUGUAUGGCCAAGGAUGGCAGUAUGUAAUCCAGAAGCAAACUUGUAUUAAUUGUUCUAUUUCAGGUUCUGUAUUGCAUGUUUUCUUAUUAAUAUAUAUUAAUAAAAGUUAUGAGAAAUAAA